Messenger RNA from Lates calcarifer (barramundi perch), 2957 nucleotides. Its product is annotated as adhesion G-protein coupled receptor G2. Gene Ontology annotation, biological process: adenylate cyclase-activating G protein-coupled receptor signaling pathway; cell surface receptor signaling pathway. NCBI's taxonomy places the organism in Eukaryota, Metazoa, Chordata, Actinopteri, Centropomidae. The transcript has 14 exons. Gene Ontology annotation, molecular function: G protein-coupled receptor activity. Bases 188 to 1837 code for a protein of 549 amino acids. The record is from RefSeq and is a predicted model, not a curated record. Gene Ontology annotation, cellular component: membrane.
AAAAAAAACAAAAUAUAUAGCUGUUUCUCUUGGUCAUUUAUUAACUGUGAAUGUAUUGUGGUUUGUAUUUUGAGAAUGCUGUGAGACAGAAGAUUUCAACUGCAACAUUACCAUAAGAGAUGGCAGAGACAACACCACCAUCAUACUCCCGAAUAAAGAGAUUCUAUCCAAGCAAGAUAUUGUAGUAAUGCCUAAACCAGAUCAUAACUUCUCAUGUAUUCCAUCAAAGUUCUACAACGGAACAGGUUUCCUUCUCAACAUUGACAGGUGCUGGAAUGUGGGUGUCAGGAAUACUAGAUUGAGCCAAGCGGACCUUUGUGGAAAUUACUCAUCCUAUGAUAAGCACGCUUGCGGAGAUUUAGCAGAACCACACCUCAUGCUCACCAUUGAUAAUAAUGGGAAAAAGACCUGUGUGUCAUGUAAGCCACCAGGGAAAAAGCCAGACAUAUCUCUCUUCCCUGCGUGGAGCAAUAAUGAUAGUGAUGUCAGCCCAGACACUGCAGUAAAUGUCAUGAAUAAGCUCUCCUCCCUGCUGGAACUGAUGGGCAACUGCAGCACAGCAGCCAUCACAAUGGGUGAUAUUAAAGGGUUGCUCACUAAACUCCCCUCCAAAAAUCAUAGCGACAUCAAAAAUGGCAUUACAACAAGUGGUGAUAUGAGAAUUCUUGAGAAUAACACUGAUUUGGUGUCAGACUUCUCUCGGUCUGUGAAAAUUCCUAAAGAAGCAAGUGCCAUGGCAGUAAAAAGAAAUGGAUCAUAUGCUGGAGUUAUGCUUUUUCCAAGAAUGUUUCAGGAUGACCCCAACAGCUUCUUUUUCAACGAUGAAGUAGUGGGAAUUGAAAUGGGAGCAGAAAUAUCCAAUCUCUCCCAAACCAUAGACAUUCAUUACAGUAAUGUGGACAAGAACGGAAGUAUUGCUUCUUGCAGGUCGUGGGAUGGCAAUGUGGCAACACAGAUCUGGACCACAGAUGGCUGCAAAACAAAGGAGACCAAAAGCAGCAUCACAUGCCAGUGCUCUCAUCUUACGUUUUUUGCCAUACUGUUGUCACCUCCACCUGGAAACAUCAGCACUUCAGAUUUUAAUUCUCUGACCUACAUCACAUCGAUCGGCUGUGGCCUGUCAAUGUUCUUCCUGGCGGUGGCUCUCUUCAUGCAUUGUCUUAUCAGAAAAGGGAAAGCGAGCCAAGCAACUAAGAUCCUGAUGAACCUCUUUGUUGCCAUGUUCACCCUGAACCUGUCCUUCCUGAUAAAUGAGACCGUUGCCAACCUAGGCAACUACACUGCAUGUGUGGUGAUGGCAGCAGUUAUGCACUACACCAUGUUGGCUACUUUUAGCUGGUUUCUUGCUCAGGCUCUGCACUUGUACUAUAAUCUUCACAAGCUCCCCUCUAAGAUCAAACAUUACAUGAUGAAGAUUUGCAUCACUGGAUGGGUCACACCUGCUGUAGUGGUGAUCGCUCUGCUUGCCACGAGGAAAUAUGAUUACCUGGUUAUUUAUACUGAUAAUGGGAAUUCAGCAACAAUGUGCUGGAUCUCUGAUGCCAUCGUCCACCAAGGGGUGAAUAUAGGUUAUUACGCUGGGGUGUUCAUCUUCACCUUAACCGUAUUCAUCAUAACUGUACGACAGAUUGCUGAUGUUAAAGCCUGCAGAAGCUCAGAACAGCAGCUCCAUCAAGACAAACUCUUUCUCCAUUCUGGGCCUUUUCCUUCUGCUCGGCAUCACCUGGGCCUUUGCCUUCUUCAGCUAUGGACCUCUGCUCCUCCCAUCCUACUAUAUCUUCACCAUCCUCAACUCCUUUCAAGGUUUCUUCCUCUUCAUCUACUAUUACAAUUCUAGCAAGACUGUGGACAAAAACCCCAAAGCUGACAGCAGCAGCAGCACAGCUACAGCAAACACAGUAACACCAUCUCCUUUUCAAUAAGGUGUUUAUAUUGUGAAUGUUUUUGGCUUUUAAAAAAACGUAUUCUGUGCCUGAGAAUAAUUUGACACAAGAGGGCAGCAUUUUAUUUUAUAUGAUCAAGUAGAGCUGUUUCUGAAUGAAGUGCUGGUAAGUUGUUAUAAGUAAGUUUCUCAUUCUCUCUGACUCCUCUCUUCUUGAAAUGCCUUGUGUGUGUGACUGAAUCACUAGUCUGACCUGAAAUGCCUAAUUUGGAUUACUUAAUUGACAAAAAAAUAAUGAAAUGAGUCUAGUACUGACAGCUGAGAUAAAGUGGUCUCCUGGAAGUCAUUUGUGCAGACGACUGAAACUCAGUCUCACUCACUGUGAAAACUUGCCGGGAAGGUUGUGAUUCACUCAGAAUAUAUUGCAGCCCUCUUAAAUCAAAGCCUCAGUCAUACACUGGAAUGUGGAGUGAUGGCAAAACACAGAAAAAAACAAAAAAAGGUGAAGGGAAGUCUUGUCUCUCACAUACUGUGCAGUGUUGGGGGCUGAGAUCCCAGCUAGCACUUUGCGUGCCUGCAGAUAAUUACCUUGUGCCUACAGAGAGCAGUAUCCACUGUGCAGGAAGCCUUAACUGGCUGACAAGAAAUGAGCUCAUGACAACCUAUAGUGAUAAGAAACCUGGGGGCACGCCACUAUGUUGAAACCAUUCUGAUAUAUGACUGUAUUUAACCAAUAUUUAUAGCAUUUAAUAAGUAAAGUGUAUCUGUAGAAAACUGUGUAACAAUAGUGAAAAGAAUCAUUGGGAAUUGUGUGUUUUCUGUGUUGUUAUCCAGUAAAUUGCAUAUUUUUUCCUUAUUUUUGAAAUGAUUAUGAUCUUAUGUUUUCAAUAUAGUGUUUAAAGUGACACAAGAGUUCAUAACUGAUUAAAUCUUACAUUCAUCAUCAUUAUUAACUAUUCUAUAUAAUUUAGUUUAGUCUUGUGUUUCAUUUAAUUAGAGACUUGUCAAGAUUUUUGAUUUGAUGAAAUGUGUUAAGAAUUUCUUCUUGCACAAAUGUGUGUUUUUGUGAAAUAAA